Messenger RNA from Colletotrichum graminicola M1.001, 1023 nucleotides. Its product is annotated as 1-aminocyclopropane-1-carboxylate deaminase. NCBI's taxonomy places the organism in Eukaryota, Fungi, Ascomycota, Sordariomycetes, Glomerellales, Glomerellaceae. Bases 1 to 1023 code for a protein of 340 amino acids. The transcript is spliced from 2 exons. Gene Ontology annotation, molecular function: D-cysteine desulfhydrase activity. The record is from RefSeq and is a predicted model, not a curated record.
AUGGUCAACCUGCCACAUCCCUUCAGCGAGAUUCCGCGCGUCCAGUUGCUCUACAACCGCCCGGCAGACAUUGAAGCGCUCUCGCGGCUGACCAAGGAGCUAGGCAACGGGACAUCGGUAUGGAUUGCGCGCGAGGACUGCAAUUCCGGACUGUCGUUUGGGGGAAACAAAGUUCGCAAGUUGGAGUACGUCUUGGCCGACGCCAUCGAGCAAGGGGCGGACACUCUGGUGACCACCGGGGGCACCCAGUCAAAUCACAUGCGCCAGACCUCCGCAGCUGCGGCGCGGCUCGGACUCAAGGUUGUGUUGUACCCCCGUGACGCUGUGACAUCGGGCGAUGCCGAGUACAAGUACGCGGGCAACAUCCAGCUCAACGAGAUCCUGGGGGCCGAGACUUUCCCCGUCGGUACAGGCGAGGACGAUGUGAUUUCAACCCUCAAGGAACGGGGAAGCAAGCCGUACCACAUCCCAUCCGGGGCCAGCACCCACCCUCUCGGCGGCCUGGGUUACGCCCGAUGGGCCUUCGAACUGCUGGAGCAAGAGGCCGAGCUCGGGACGUCUUUCGACGUCAUCACCGUGGCUCUCGGGUCCGGCUCGACCCUGGGCGGCAUGGUGGCCGGGUUCAAGCUUGCGCAGAAGAUGGGUCUGAAGGGCUCCGAGAAACGGCUGAUCGGGUACUCGAUACAGAAGCCGUCGGAGGACGACGUCGCCGGCCUGGUCUUGGGCAUCGCGAGGACCGCGGGCUCGCACAUCGGGCUCGGCCCGGACGAGCUGACGCGCGACGACUUCGAAGUGGACUGCUCGUUCCUCGGCGGCUCGUACGGGCGCCUCGACGAGCGCACGGCGGGCGGCAUCAAGGAGCUGGCGCGCACGGAGGGCAUCCUCACCGACCCCGUCUACACGGGCAAAGCGUUCGCGGGGCUGCUGCACACGGCGAGGGACGGCGGCUUCGCCGGCAAGAAUGUUCUGUUUUGCCAUACCGGAGGCCAGGCCGCGCUCGGCGCUUACCCGAAACUGAGAUAG